UACUUAUAAACUCACUAAUUAAGUUUUUAUAUAUUAAUCCAAAAGAGAAGUGGUACGAAUCAACCUUUAUAUUCUACAAGUAAAGUGAUCUCACCACACACACACAGACUGUAAAUCAGGUUUUGUGUUUUGUUUUUGUUUCCUUCCCUACAUUCUUCGGAAACUGAUACAAUUUCAGAGAAUCCAUAAAAAAAUUUCUUUUGGGUUUUGUUAAAAAGUUUUUGGUGUUUCUUUCGAGAAAAACAAACAAUGUUUAAGUCAUGGAGGAACGACAAGAACAAGAUCAAGGCUGUGUUCAAGCUUCAAUUUCAUGCAACUCAGGUGCCGAAGCUGAAGAAGACUGCUUUGAUGAUCUCAUUGGUUCCUGAUGAUGUUGGGAAGCCAACGUUUAAGCUGGAGAAAGCUGAGGUUAAAGAAGGGAUCUGUUCAUGGGAGAAUCCUAUUUAUGUGUCUGUGAAGCUAAUCAAAGAACCUAAAUCUGGGAUUGUUCGUGAGAAGAUUUACCAUUUCGUUGUUGCAACUGGUUCUUCAAAAUCGGGAUUUCUAGGAGAAGCUUCUAUUGAUUUUGCAGAUUUUCUGACAGAAACAGAGCCAGUUACUGUUUCUUUACCUCUCAAAUUUGCCAACUCUGGUGCUGUCUUAAAUGUGACAAUACAUAAGAUACAAGGAGCCAGUGAUUUAAAAUUUAUUGAGGAAAAUAAAGAUCAAACACUUACCAAAGAAGACAGCUUCAAAAGUCUACAAAGCAAUGAUGAGUUAGAAGGAUAUAACCAAGACGAAAGGAGCUUAGAUGCAAACACGGCUAAGAAUUCUGGUCUUGGAGGUUCUUUUGAUUCCAUUGGUGAAUCAGGAUGGAUAGAUGAGGGGAAUGCACGCUUACCUCAACGACAUAACUCGGUUCCUGCGACAAAGAACGGGCAUCGAAGAUCAAACACAGACUGGUCAGCUAGUUCAACAUCAGAUGAGAGUUACAUUGAGUCAAGAACCAGUCCUGAGAACAAUUUCCAAAGAGGAUUCUCGGGUGUUACUGAAUCGAGUGACCCUAUUGAAAGGCUCAAGAUGGAAUUGGAAGCUUUGAAGAGGCAAUCUGAGUUAUCCGAGCUGGAAAAGCAGUCUUUAAGGAAACAGGCGACAAAAGAGAGCAAACGGAUACAGGAACUGGCGAGGGAAGUUAGUUGUAUCAAGGGUGAAAGAGAUGGAGCUCUGGAAGAGUGUGAAAAGCUCCGGUUGCAAAUUAGUAGAGAUGAAGCUGAUGCUGAAAGCAGAUUGAGAUGCGUAAGCGAAGAUUCAAGUAAUAUGAUUGAGGAGAUUAGAGAUGAGCUGAGUUGUGAGAAGGAUUUGACGAGUAACCUUAAGUUGCAGUUGCAGAGGACACAAGAGUCAAACUCUAAUUUGAUUCUUGCUGUGAGGGAUCUCAAUGAGAUGUUGGAGCAGAAGAACAAUGAGAUAUCUUCUCUGAAUAGCUUAUUAGAUGAGGCUAAGACGCUUGAAGAUGAUAAGGGAAUGGGUUCUGGAAACAACGAGAUAGAUACACUAAAGCAACAGAUCGAAGAUUUAGAUUGGGAGUUAGACUCUUACAGGAAAAAGAACGAAGAACAAGAUAUUCUAUUAGAUGAGCUUACUCGGGAAUAUGAGUCCUUAAAGGAGGAAAGUUACAAAAACGCAUCCCUUAAAUUAGAGCGGCAAGAAUGCUCAAAUGCGGUAGAUGAAUUCUCGGAUUCCAAGGACAUUAUAGACGAAUUGAAUUCUCAGGUAGCAAUAUUGGAAGGCAAAUUGAAGCAGCAAUCGUUGGAGUAUUCGGAAUGCUUGAUUACUGUUAACGAACUUGAGAGUCAGGUGAAAGAGUUAAAGAAAGAACUGGAGGAUCAAGCACGGGCUUUUGAUGAAGAUAUUGACACAAUGAUGCGAGAAAAAACUGAACAAGAGCAGAGAGCCAUCACAGCAGAGGAGAAUUUGAGGAAAACAAGAUGGAAAAACGCUAUAACAGCAGAGCGACUUCAAGAAAAAUGCAAGCGGCUUUCUCUAGAAAUGGAAUCGAAGCUGAGCGAGCAUGAGAAUCUGACAACAAAAACAUUGGCUGAAGCAAACGACCUUCGUCUGCAGAACAAAAAUCUUGAGGAAAUGCAAGAGAAAGCUCAUACUGAGAUUACACAACAGAAAGAAAUAAAGAAGCAUGUGGAAGAAAAGAACGAAGCUUUGUCAAUGAAAGUCCAGAUGCUUGAAGGUGAGGUACUGAAGCUGACAAAGCUGAGAGAUGAAUCAAAUGCAGCAGCUACUGAAACCGAGAAGAUAAUACAAGAGUGGAAGAAGGAAAGAGAUGAAUUCGAGAGAAAAUUUACAUUGGCUAAAGACGAAGCCAUGACAGUGCAGAAAGAGUUAUCUCUCACUAAGUCGUCAAAUGAUGAAAAAGAGACCAGGCUCAGAAAUUUGAAGACAGAAGUAGAAGGUCUAAGCCUACAGUACAGUGAAUUACAAAACAGCUUUGUUCAAGAAAAAAUGGAGAAUGAUGAAUUGAGAAAACAGGUAUCAAACUUAAAAGUCGAUAUUCGGAGAAAAGAAGAAGAAAUGACUAAAAUCCUAGAUGCAAGGAUGGAAGCAAGGUCACAAGAAAACGGACACAAAGAGGAGACUCUAACAAAGCUAUCAGAUGAAUUGGCAUAUUGUAAGAACAAAAACAGUUCAAUGGAGAGAGAGUUGAAAGAAAUGGAAGAGAGAUAUUCAGAGAUAAGCCUGAGAUUUGCAGAGGUAGAAGGAGAAAGACAACAACUUGUGAUGGCUGUCAGAAACCUCAAGAACGGUAAGAAGUUUUAAGUAUUUGUGUGUUGCUGCGAGUACAACUGCUGUAACAUCAUAGUAGAAAUUACGAUAUAAAUUGUGCUGUUAAUAGAAUUCUUUUCUCUUAUAAAACAUUAUUUAUAAAAUUUUCAAGAAAUCAA
This is a messenger RNA of Capsella rubella, 2936 nucleotides long. Its product is annotated as myosin heavy chain, clone 203. The coding region runs from base 250 to 2811 and encodes 853 amino acids. Lineage: Eukaryota; Viridiplantae; Streptophyta; Magnoliopsida; Brassicales; Brassicaceae. The record is from RefSeq and is a predicted model, not a curated record. The transcript is spliced from 7 exons.